Molecule: messenger RNA, 923 nt
Organism: Drosophila novamexicana
Lineage: Eukaryota; Metazoa; Arthropoda; Insecta; Diptera; Drosophilidae
Product: forkhead box protein I1c-like
Exons: 3
Coding region: 1-891 (296 amino acids)
Biological process (GO): regulation of transcription by RNA polymerase II
Cellular component (GO): nucleus
Molecular function (GO): DNA-binding transcription factor activity, RNA polymerase II-specific; RNA polymerase II cis-regulatory region sequence-specific DNA binding
Source: RefSeq, a predicted model, not a curated record
AUGUGGGCGUGGCAACAUCGCUCAGAAUGCGAGCACCGAAAUUCCAUCAGGCACAACCUGUCGCUGCACCAUUGUUUUCGCAAUCUCAAACGCGAGGAGAAGGGCAAGGGAGGCUAUUGGGAGCUGGGAGUGGAUCCCAAGAAAUGUGAUAGAAAACGCAUUCGCAAUCGCAAAACGACCCAAUCGAAGUUAAACCCAGCUUCGGAUUUGUCCAAAAAUCAAAGUCCAUUGUCAAAAUAUCAAUUCGCCGACAAUGCAAUAAGAUCCCACAUGACUCAGGACUCACAUACGCCGGAUGAGAAGCCCAAAAAUUCCCGGCUUGAUAGUUCCGACAAUAACAUGGCCGAGCAGGAUAUGCAAUUGGAUUGCCUAACCCUAACGGAGGUGGAGGUUGGCUUGGGGCUGACAUUACCAAAUGUUCUGAGUCCUCGGGCGCACGAUCCUGACGCCACUUUCUUAUACCCGGAUACAUUUGCGGCUACCCUGACCACAAACAACGAAGCCUUUCAUCUGCAGCAGCAAUACGAGCUGGGCACCAUUAUAAUUAGCACGACGGGCAUCCUGGAGGAACCUUCUUGCCUGAAUAGCCUCAUCAGCAACAAGUUCGGCUGCUCUAAUAUGAUCUACACGGAGGAUGAGAUUCCCACAACAAGUAAGAAUGUCAUCAUUUCGUCGCAUAAAAUGGAUGCCAAUAAAGAUGCGAAUGUGGCAUUGAUUGCCAGCCCUGAGAUGCCCAUCCCUGGUAGCUUUACCAUCAAUUGCGAUUACUCAAAUUUUCGACCAUUUAUGGACAGCGUCGAUGAGCCCUACGGUUAUCUCCAGAGCAGUGAGAUAAAUCGGAAUGAGGACAUUUUGGAUAACCUGCUCGACGUGUGUGUUAGAGAUUAUUAAUAUUGACAAUAUCGCCAAAUUAAAGUGCACGU